Molecule: messenger RNA, 3843 nt
Organism: Notolabrus celidotus (New Zealand spotty)
Lineage: Eukaryota; Metazoa; Chordata; Actinopteri; Labriformes; Labridae
Gene: gmip
Product: GEM interacting protein
Biological process (GO): signal transduction; negative regulation of GTPase activity; activation of GTPase activity
Cellular component (GO): plasma membrane
Molecular function (GO): GTPase activator activity
Source: RefSeq, a predicted model, not a curated record
ACAUUAGCAAACCACCACUCUACCAGAAGAAGAUUCUUUUGAGAGCACAAACAGCAGUAAGCUCAGAGCUGUACACUAAUAAUUUAGUACAAGCGUAUCAGUGUGUAUACACACUUUGUUGUAGGAUUUUCUUUCCACUCAACAUUUAACAGCAAUAUGGUGUACUGUAGUGUGACCUUGAGUGCAGAUUAUGUGUGAGUGACAUUACUGGGGUCUUGCUUCCGUGGUGUAAACAUGGAAGAAGAUCAAGUGCCAAGUGAGGAGUCCUCUCAAGCACCAGAGGUGAAGAAGGUAUAUCAUAAAUCUGAAACCAAAAGAUACAGUGAGAUCUUCAGGGAGUUUGAUAAUCUUGAUUUAUCUUUAAUCUCUUUGCAGGGGAGGAUCUCCCAAGAUGCAGACCUGGCUCUAUGUCGCUGUGAAUGUGGAGUGGAGACGGCAUUGCAGUAUGCCAAGAUGUGGUGCCGCUAUGCCAAAGACCUCCUGGCCUGGAUGGAGAAGAGAAUCAGCAUGUCACAGGAAUUUGCAAAAAAUAUUAUGAAGACCGCAGAAGGUGCAAAAAUCAAUGUGGCACAGCAGGAAAUGAUGCCUCUGCAGUACAUCUACACAAUGGCACUAGAGCAAGACAUCAAGAACAGUGUGACGUCAAGGAAGACUUCAGAACUUCUGUAUAGCCGCUGUUACCAGGCCUUGGCUGCCAAGAGGAAUGAAAUUGAAAAAUGGCGCCGGGAGUUUAAGGAGCAGUGGGCAAGAGAACAAAAGAGGAUGAAUGACUCAGUGGCAGCUUUGAAAAAGGCUCGUCAACAAUUCCAGCGUUGUGAGGAGCUAGAAAAAGCUAAAGCUAUAUCUGCCAAAGCUCAGGACGACACUGCUGGAUUGAAAACCCUGGAUAAGAGGAGAAAGUCCAAGGAUGAAGCCAGACUAAGGUGUAUGAUGGAGGCGGAGCUUCUGUACAGACAGUGUGUGAGUGACGCCAAGGUGCACCAGGAUGACUUGGUGAAGGCCAAAGAGAGAAUUAUCUCCCACACUCGCAAGCUCAUCUGUCAGGGAGACACAGUGCUUAAAGAGGCCACUGUCAACAUGUUUUACUACCAGCGGCAGCAGACAGAGCCCGUUCCCCUCGGCUACCACAACCUGGAGUUGACAUGUAGGUCUCUGGAGCCUGGCGAGCCCUACGUACUCUACAUCCUAAGCAAGCGUCGCCCUGAACAACCUCUCCAAACAUUUACCUUCCAGGAAUAUGUUUCUCAAGGCAAAGGGAACAAACGAAAAACCAGCAACCCCUUGAGCUCCCAGCACGACUGUUCGCCUAUGACUGAAGAAAGCCCUUUCAGAAGACACUGCGAUGGCAGGAAAGCAGGGUACAGUGACGGCGAGAGUAUUGGAGGAAGUUUAGAAUCUCUGUCAAGCCCUGCUCACCCAAAGAGGCUGCCUAAAACUGCAUCCACUCUGACAGUGUCAUCAGACGACCUGGAUGAACGGGAUAUUGCCUCAGAAUCUGAGUGCAUAGAUGGUCAGCAAGUCAAAGUACGCACACUUUCACGAGCUGCCCUCACACACCGACUCAGAAAGAUGAAGAGCAAGAUGGUCAAAUGCAAGCAGUGUGAAAACUACAUUGUUGUCAAUGGAGUUGAUUGUGAGGAGUGCGGGCUGGCUUUGCACAGGAAGUGUAUGGAGGUGUGUCAGUCAGAGUGUGAACACAGGAAGGGGACCGUGUUCGGAGUUGACUUGUAUCUCAUGUCGCGUGACAGGCCAGAUGAGGUGCCCUUUGUGGUGCUGCUCUGUACUUCUGAGAUUGAGAACCGUGCUCUCUCUGUCCAGGGGGUGUAUCGUGUGAGUGGGUCCAAGCCUCGCAUCCAGAAGCUCUGUCAUUCCUUUGAGACGCAGAAGGAACAAAUGGACCUGUCUGACCUCUUACCACAUGACAUCACUUCAAUCCUUAAACACUUCUUAAAGGAGCUCCCAGAACCUUUACUUACCUUUGACCUGUACAACAAUUUUAUCACUGUGGGUAAAAACAUUCAGCACCUGGGUGACAGGGAGCCUACAUCAGACAUUAAUGAGAUAAUGGAGAUCAUCAGCAGCCUGCAAAAGCUACUGCAGAAACUCCCUUCAUAUUGUUACAGCACUUUGCAGCACCUAAUGUGUCACCUGCAGAGGGUUUCAGAGAACCAAGAAAACAAGAUGUCCCAGAGCAAUUUGGGUAUUGUGUUUGGCCCAACACUGCUGCGCCCUCUUGUGUCUACAGACACAUCAAUGAUUGCCCUGCUGGAGACAAGUUACCAGGCUGUACUAGUUGAGUUCCUCAUCACACAUUGUAAUGAGAUAUUUGGCCUUCAGUCAAGAAGCCGUACGCCCACUCCUCCAGCACCCACUGCACCUCUUCCUGACACCCCUCCCAGAGCUUCCUGUCACCUGGAUGGAGACGUGUACGCUGACUCAGAGCAUGAAACUUCAUCCAGAGAGCGGCCUCUCUCACUCGAAAAUCGAACAAUCAAGAGAGAGUCAAGAGGUUAUAUAUCUGACAAGUCUUCAUCCAAUGAAGCAGUGGACCAGCUCAGCCCUGAAGCCAAUGAAAGAGCAGUCCUGGCUAUGAGAGGGGCAUCCAGCCAUCCUCAGAGUGAGCCACUUGGAGAACCAGACUCUGCUUUGGGGGCCGAGCCUCACUAUCGCUUCACAAGACAGCCUGUGAAGUAUCACCGACAUCACAACCCAGCAUCCCGAUUCCCCAACCCUUGUUGCGCCACCAGACAACCAGCAGCCCCAGCAAGUAGGGGCCAUCCAGGGAGCCAGGACAGCAGCCGCAGCUCCUCUCCAGAGCCUGGGAUGCAGAGACUUUCCCAAGACUCAGAUCUUCACAGUGAGAACAGCUGCCAGCCUCACCAGACCAGUGGAGCCUCGGAGAAAGUGGACGUACACCUGAGCCCCCGUCAGGUUGUGCAGUACAUGCUGUGGCUAGAAUCAACAAUUACAUCACCUGCAACUGUGACUUCAUCCACUUCAACACAGGAGUCUGCUCAGGCAGCAUCAGUUGGGUGUCAUGCUGAUCUAAAUCUAAAUCAUUCUAACAACAGCCAGAGUCUAGGACCAAGUCAGACUCUGCGUCAGUCUUCAAAAACACUUCCUCUUGAGCACAAACUCACCUCACCGGCUCAUAUUCUGUCGGGCCUGAAGCUGAGACGCAGCCACUCAGGAAAGGAUGAGCAGCUCUUUGUCUGAGAGACUGGAAUACAUUCACAUACACACAAAACACACUGAACAGUAUAUAGUAACAUUAAUAUCACCUUUAUUAUGUGGAACAACGUUUACUGCCAUUGAGAUUACUCCAGCUUUUAUGAAUAGAAUUCCCCCAUGUCUUGCACAAAGAUGUAUUGUCUUCAACAUUAGAAAUAACAGACAAAUUACUCAGAUGAAAGUACACAAGAUACAUUUUUUUAGAUUUACUCUGAGUCACUCUUUAGGGAGACAGGUGAAAAGUUAAGGUCUGAGGUAGUUCAAUGCCAUAUGCUGUAUCGCCACUAAUCUUUGUUUGGAUUGUGUUGACCUUCCAGCUGUCUGCUACCCACACAAGACUAAAGGGGUUCUUGUUCUCAUCUGUUUGAAUAUUGUAUUUAAAUGUAGCAACAGAUGCUCUGGGAUGCAGGUUAAGAAAUAGAACGAGCACAUUCAGUAGCUGUCUUUUUCUUUUUCAGAAUAUGUCUUGAACAAAGUUUCAUGAAAAUCUACAAAUACAAUGUAAUCAAGUGCUGUAUAUUUCAGUUAUACAUUAUUUGUGCUUUAAAAACUUAAUUAGAGCAGAACGUCGUUUUAUGGUACACAAUUAAAAAUAUGCCUUCAUUGCUGUCA